GGUCUCCAUAAGGUUUUGUUACAUCCUGCAAACGCGCCAGUAACAAGCCAAUAUAACGUUUAUAAUAGGAAGAGGGUCCCAGGCGCAGCAUACCCAAUGAGCCGGUUGCUAUGCAUAUUGACAUCAAACCCAGGCAAAAGGAUCUCCUCUACGUCUUUUUAAGCAAUUUACGUUACACCCAGAAUCCUCAUCGCCCAAUUUAUGCAUCUCCUCAGGCACAUCUGUAUCAUGUGGUAGGUCGAAGGCUCAAACUCAAGCUUCACUCCCACCAGCUCCAAUCCUUCAACCAAACUCAUCUCCUGACGAAUCACACAGUUAGGUAGGGUAGCCAAUUCCUUACCUUCUUUUUCUGUUCCCUUUCUUUUCUCCCUUCUCCUUCACCUACAAGAAUUCCGGGGGAAAAGAAAAGAAAAUGAAUUUCUAUUACCUCGGCCUUGUUUUUGCUUUCAUAAUACCAAUAUAUGCGGAAAACAUAAUCUUCAACAGUCCCGCUCCUGGGACAAUAAUCUCUGUGGGGGUAUCUUUGGCUAUCAGUUGGACGAUUACUGUGGAUUCGGGAUAUCUGACGAUGGAAUCGGCUACUGGUAGGGGUGCCUCACCGAAGCUUAUUACUUGUAUGUAUAAACUCACUCCUCAUAGAAGUGUUGGGAGAUGCGAUUUAUUCUAGGUGAAGAGAACUGACACUUGUUGGUUUAGCGGGGCUCAAUGGGAAGUCAUUUACAUGGACGCCUACAGAAUCGGAUUUGUCUGGAUUUGAAGGGUCCGGGACUAUGUUGAGACUUUUGGACUGGAAGGACUCUGUGAGAGAGGGAACUUCGGGUACUUUAAAUGUUGAUGCUCCUCAGGUUUGUGGUAGUUUUUUAUUGCUCCCAGUGAAGUAAAGCACUUUUACUCUGGAUAGAUGGUGGGAUAGUUCAGAUUUCCUCACAUACUAACAGACCAAAACAGAAAGCCCCAGUAGCUUCACAGAUUCCAGUGGUUGUUCAAUCAUCUCAAGUACAAGUAAGUACCAUCCCUCUCCAAUUUCCAUCUAUGGAUGGACUACCAACUAAGAAAAAUAUCUACAUUAGAAUCCACCUCCUCCCAUAAUCUCAACAGUCUUAGCUCAUCAGCCAACACCUGUGAUCCUAAACACCAUCGUCACGACUCAAUUCGUUCCACCACCGUCGCCACCAUCAACUAACGACCCCUCAACCCUCACCCGCUCAACCAUCUCUUCCUUCCCAACCGACACACCACCCCCUCUCUCAAACAGCGACAUCAUCAGUACAAGCAUAAACAUAACCAACACCCAACCUCCAAACCCCCUCCCAACCACCUCUCCCCCACCAACAUUUCCCCCCACCUCCACACCCAUAAAAAUAGCCAUAGCCCUCNCCUCCAAACCCCCUCCCAACCACCUCUCCCCCACCAACAUUUCCCCCCACCUCCACACCCAUAAAAAUAGCCAUAGCCCUCCCCUCAACCUUCUCCAUCCUCUUCCUCCUCCUAACAUUCUACCUCCACAAACGAGCCCAAAACCCCUCCUCUCCCUCCCCCUUCAAACCCCUCUCUUCCCCACAAAGAUUCCCCCUCGCCACAACAUGGAGAAAACCCGAACUGGACACUUCCGUCGAGAUUUUAGAGCUAGCCGCUGAGAAGGAGCGCCAGAUUGCGGAGCUGGAAGGUGGAUCUGGUUUAGGAAAAAGAAAUGGGAAGGAAAAGGGGAAGGGAGGGAAGAAGAGAGAGGUAGCUGAAUUGGGCGGUGUGUGGAUAGGUGUUGAGAUGGAGGAUACGAGUCUGCGGAUGUGUGUUGGUUCUGAUGGGAGGAGUCCAAAUACACCUACUCCGAAGGUAUCUACUAUCGAUACCAAUACUACCACAACCACACCCCGCGCCCCCAGCGACAACCCCACAACGACCCCACAAUGA
Hymenoscyphus albidus is the source of this 1911-nucleotide messenger RNA. NCBI's taxonomy places the organism in Eukaryota, Fungi, Ascomycota, Leotiomycetes, Helotiales, Helotiaceae. The record is from the annotation of a GenBank genome assembly.